ACGUCGCAGGUUUCAACCAUCAGCGAGUGCACUCUGGAAUGUCUAAACCAUCAAGAAUGUGUAUCGGUCAAUUUCGGCAAGAGAGACGGAACGAAGUAUGCGUGUGAGUUAAUAAACACGGAUAUGUUUCAGCAACCAGACAAGCUUUCAGUCAGUCAGGAUUUUGACCAUUAUAAUAUUAAGGUAAGUCACUUAGCUUUGCAUCUGCUUAUCAUUAACGGAUGUCAAGGCUUAAGCAGUAAAACCAUCACGCCAAAAAUUGAAACGAAUCUUGACUUCAAACGGUCCGGUUUGUAUAGCGAGGUAACUGUAACGGAUUGCGUUUUAUGGCUCAAAGGAAUCGAAUAAGGUAAAGAUAAUUAAUAAUCUUUGGACGACAAUAUAACAUCGUCAAUAGCCCACAGCAAGUUUCCCCUGCUGAAAAGCACUACAAAAAUACCUUUAACAUUUAAUUUUUGUUAUUACACAAUAAAAUAAUGUUAUACUGGGAUAAAGUACAUAUUGGCUCCAAGAGAUAAAGCCUGUUCUGAUCAAACUUUCCUUUUUCGAUACCAUAAAAAAAAUAAUUGACCAUUUAAACUUGAGUGGCUGUUAUUAAAGAUUCUAUUCUGUAAAAUUAGUCAUAAGGACAUUGUUAUUAAAAUUUUUAGCUAGAGGCAUAAUUUAUUAACUGAGUGAAAAUAGGAGAAUCAAAAGGUGAUCACGCUGACUUUUUUUAAACGUAAAAUCAUUCAAGUUUUUUUGCAAAUACUGCUUUCAAGGUCGCACCAAACAUUUAGUAUUAUGUGCUUAUUCAAGUGCAUCACACCAUCAAGAAAACAUUCCUGUACGACAUUAGCAUAGCAUCUUCAACAACCACAGUUCGUAGCAAAAACAGAACAAAAACGUUGCCUCGCAGACUUCACGCGAGCGACUUGUUAAUUACAAAAAUCUAGCAUAAUUUCGGUUAGACAGCCUGAUGUUAACCCAGUAUUUGCUAAUUUUUUUGGAAGCGAGGAGAGAAAAGGGGUCUUAAGCUGCAAUUUGCGAUGAACCACAUUGCAUACGUAACUUAACCCCUACAAUAAUUGUGCAAUAUUCAAUAUCAUGAUUAAUUUUGAUUGCGCAUGCAGUAUAAUUUUAUAUGUUGAAAGGACCCCUUGUUAUAAACUCUCGAUAUAACGUACGAUUUUCUCAGUCUCUUAGCCCCUAUAGAUUAUACUCUAAUCAUGGCACUUGUCACUACAAGUUUUAGGUAUUACAUAUACAGCUAUUUCGAGAAAGGUUGUCUAAAAAAAAAUGUGCACGCGACAAUCCCGAAAGGUAACAUGGGAUAUUAUCAAUACUCUGUUCCUGACGACUGUAGCUGUCGAACCUACUUUUGUUGCUUUCCUUUAGCACUCGCAAACACAUUUCCAUGGCCUUUCCUGCCAAUUCUUUCAAAUUUCUUUGAAAAACAGAGAACUCAAAACCACCCACAAUGCCUUUCGGGAUUGUCGCGUGCACUUUUUCCGACAACCUUUCUCGAAAUAGCUGUAUACAUACAUUUAUUUCACGUCCCCACAGGGAUUUUCAGUGAAAUAUUUACCAAAAUAGAAUGACAUGAAAUAAAACAAAACAAAAAAAAGGGUUCUACGUGUCUAAAAAUUAAAAUACAGGAAGUUAGAUUAAUUAAAUACCUAAUGAUUAAACUAUCUAUUACUGGGUUCUUAUGCUAGCUGUGUUUUGUGAUCUUAUAAAUUCAGUUAGAGUCCAUUAGAAGUCUAUUUCUCAUCAUAACAGUUAUUUCUGUCUCCAGACACCGUGCAUGUCCAACCCCUGCAGGAACGGUGGUACGUGUCAUCCAAUCUACGAAACGGAGGACUAUAACUGCGUUUGCCCAUUCAGCAAUCUUGUUGGAAAAAACUGCCAAAACUGUAAGCAAUUAAUGAAAGCUGGUUAAAAAAAUAUAACAAAGUUGCUCCGAGAGAACGAAAGAGUUUUAAGCUUGCCGAGACAGCGAGAUGAAAAUUGAAACUUAAAAUCGCUUAACAUCGCUCGAUUCAAUUUUGGUUAAAAUGACUCAUUUUCGCAGAUGAAAAUCCAAGAUUGCGAAUUAUCUAAGCUGGCCUGCAUUUGAAGCCGUGACGUAAUUUCUGAGUCAUAUACGGUCAUAUUACGUCAUCACGUCACUUAAAAAGCCUCAACUUAUUGAUAGGGUAUUUGUUCUCCAAGACCCAUUGAUAAAACUUUUAUCAUUCUACAACAUACCGUUCCUGGUACUGUAAGGGCGGGUGUGUGCCCUAAAUAUCACUUAAUGCAUCAUUAUUAAAUCCUCGAAUGCAGACAAUUAGGUUGUUUAUUUUGUUGUUUACAAAUUCAAAAUAUCCAUGCUUAUCAGCAACGUCAGCUUUGAAUAGAGUGAUUAACAUGCAUUGAAAUUAUUUUUCAAUUUGCAAGUGAUAUGCAAUGCUCAAUCUCUGGACAUAUGCCAAAAAGCGAUGUCUUCGUGGACGGUGACAUCUGCAGGCCUACAGAAUGCUGUGCUGUCAAACUGCGAUGCAAGCAAGAUUUUACCAGGGUAUGAGCUGCUGUUCAUUGUGACCAGAGGGAGUCUAGACCACUGUGGCAAAUACGAGAUAAUGAGGAUCACAGACGUUGAUGGGUAG
Molecule: messenger RNA, 2627 nt
Organism: Porites evermanni
Lineage: Eukaryota; Metazoa; Cnidaria; Anthozoa; Scleractinia; Poritidae
Source: the annotation of a GenBank genome assembly